Helobdella robusta is the source of this 453-nucleotide messenger RNA. RefSeq lists its product as hypothetical. The record is from RefSeq and is a predicted model, not a curated record. Lineage: Eukaryota; Metazoa; Annelida; Clitellata; Rhynchobdellida; Glossiphoniidae. The transcript is spliced from 4 exons. The coding region runs from base 1 to 453 and encodes 150 amino acids.
AUGCACAUGGCAGACACUUUUUUCACCUGUUCACACAUAUUCAAAUUGGCGUCGAUAGAGAUAAAAACAGUACUUGAUAAAAAAAUCACGGAAGAUAUUCUGGAUAAAAAAAUAAAUUCACUACAAGAUGGUCUUAGAAAGUCGUAUUCAGAUGCUGUGAAAGAUGUUGUUGGGAAGAAGGUUGAAACUGUAAAUAAUGAAGUGAUGAGUAUGAAUGAUGGAAUUAAGGCACUAAAAGAAGAGGAAAGUAACAACCUCGGUUUUAAUGAUAGCAAAAAAGAAGAUGAUGAAAGGAUUAUGCGCAUUCUCAGUGCAAUAACAGAUGAAAAAUUUGAUAUGUCAAAUGUUGUUAAACACUACAGAUCGGGCAAGAGAUCGGAUAAUGUCAGGCCGCUGUUGGUUAGACUGAAGUCAAAGGGAAUAGGUAUUGGCCACGAUAUGAAAAAAAAUUAA